Rhodotorula toruloides NP11 is the source of this 753-nucleotide messenger RNA. Its product is annotated as bleomycin hydrolase. NCBI's taxonomy places the organism in Eukaryota, Fungi, Basidiomycota, Microbotryomycetes, Sporidiobolales, Sporidiobolaceae. Gene Ontology annotation, cellular component: cytoplasm. Gene Ontology annotation, biological process: response to toxic substance; L-homocysteine catabolic process; proteolysis. The transcript has 2 exons. The coding region runs from base 1 to 753 and encodes 250 amino acids. Gene Ontology annotation, molecular function: cysteine-type aminopeptidase activity. The record is from RefSeq and is a predicted model, not a curated record.
AUGGGCAACUCAGCGUCGACUCCCGCGCCUCAGCCUACACUCUCGGAGAAGCACGCUUCGAGCACACGCGCCUCGUUCCCCUCCUCGGCCGCCGACCUCCUCUCCCAACUCUCCCUUCGCGGGUCCGCCGCUUCUCGCGCCUCGGCCAAGGUCACGUCUGAGAACCUCGCAGCCUGGGAGGGCGACUUUGCGUCGUCGCCGAAGCACAGGCUCGCUUCGACUGUCCUAUCGAAGGCCGCUUUGACGGACUCGCUGGUCAGGAGGGACGCCCAGCGCGACACGCAGCAGUUCUUCAACGUCAAGGUGAACGAGGGCGGUCUGCCAAUCACGAACCAGAAAUCUAGCGGGCGAUGCUGGCUGUUUUCAGCGACGAACUUGUUGCGCAUCGCAUUGGCGCGCAAGCUCGACCUCGACGACUUCCAGUUCAGCCAGUCGUACCUGUUCUUCUGGGACUCGCUCAGCAAGGCCAACUACUUCCUCGAGCAAAUGCUGGACCUUGCCGACUCGCCGCUCGACGAUCGCGUCGUCCAACACCUGAUGACCAUGCCGGAGAACGACGGCGGCCAGUGGUCGAUGCUCGACUCGCUCAUUACAACGUUCGGCCUCGUCCCUCAGGUGGUCUACCCCGAGUCUUUCAACAGCUCGAACACGGGCAAACUCGAUGCGCUGCUCGCCUCGCCUGUCUACCUCGUCCUGCUGCUUGACCGGCCCAGCGAGUCGAGGGAGAAAGGUACAUUCGAGGAGGCGAAGUAG